CUCGGCUCUCCGCCUCCUCCUGUCCGAAAGUGCCCGAGCGCUGUCGGACGGCCUAAUCGGGCCUCGGCCACGGUUCGAUCAAGUCCCGAAACGCAGCGCCGUCGAGCCCCUUCGGGAGCAGAAGCGAAAAUGGCCGAAGCGACGCGUUUGCGUCCGGCGCCGAGAGGCUGCCGGGAUCGCGGGGCGGGGCGGGGCCCCGGGACGGGCCGCGGCAAGAUGGCGGCCUCGCGGCGAGGGAGAGCUUCCUCCAUGGUGCUCUCAUCGCUCCCUCUUCAGAUGCUGCUCUGUCUGAGUGGAAUGUACUAUGCCCUUUAUCUCCUAGCUGCGCUCCUGCUGGCUGUGUAUAAAAGUCAGGUUUUCACUUAUCCUCACGGUUACCUGGUCCUUGACCUGACUCUGCUCUUUCUGAUGGGGAUUCUGGAAGCAAUUCGGUUAUACUUGGGCACCAAGGGCAACCUGAUGGAAGCCGAGGUACCGCUGGCCGCCAGCCUGGUCCUCACGGUGUGCACUGCCCUGCUGUCUGUCUACUUCCUGCUCUGGCAGACCCUGGUGCUGUGGGCAGACUCGGCCCUCAGCGCCGUACUCCUGGCGCUCCACGGCCUAGAGGCCGUCCUGCAGGUGGUGGCCAUCGCCGCCUUCGAGGGCUAG
This is a messenger RNA of Lipotes vexillifer (Yangtze River dolphin), 648 nucleotides long. RefSeq names its product transmembrane protein 80 (gene TMEM80). Lineage: Eukaryota; Metazoa; Chordata; Mammalia; Artiodactyla; Lipotidae. Gene Ontology annotation, biological process: non-motile cilium assembly. Gene Ontology annotation, cellular component: ciliary transition zone. The record is from RefSeq and is a predicted model, not a curated record.